Messenger RNA from Suncus etruscus (white-toothed pygmy shrew), 2280 nucleotides. It is a transcript of the gene FAM234A, whose product is annotated as family with sequence similarity 234 member A. NCBI's taxonomy places the organism in Eukaryota, Metazoa, Chordata, Mammalia, Eulipotyphla, Soricidae. The record is from RefSeq and is a predicted model, not a curated record.
UGGGUUCUUUAGUUUCGUGUCCUAGGGCAUGGGGCACACAGGCGGCACUGCCUCCAGGUGGCCUCUGCCCUUUUCAGACCCCCAUUCUCUGCCCCGCAGGGAUCUGUGACAACAGGGAUGUGCUUAUGAUGAUGGAGAACAAGGACGUGGAAGCCGAGAUCCACCCCUUAAAAAAUGAAGACAAGAAGCCGCAGGGGACUCUGGGGACCCAAAUGGGCAAAGAGGAACCCCCGAAAGUCUCCUCACAACUGUCUCGCCUGUCCCGCUGCCGCAGGGUGGUCUUUUUCCUCUCUCUCUUCAUCUGCCUUUUCACCGUCUUCGUCAUCUCCUUCAUUGUCCCCUGCCCAGAGUUGUCUGUGGCCCAGGGGAUGUGGAGGAUCAACUUCAGCCAAGCAGUCACCUACAACUUCCUGGGCAUGAGGGAUGUGAACAUGGACAGGAUCCAAGAUGUUCUCAUUCUUUAUAAAAGCACAAACACCAGCAGCAACUCCAGCAUAUCCUGCUCGGACGAAGGUUUCUCGACUCCCUGCACCUUUGUGGCCGCUCUGUCAGGAGUCAAUGGCAGUGUCCUCUGGGAAAGGCCGGCAGCCCAGGACGGGGCCCUCGUGGAUUGUGCCGGCCCCCUACCAGGGCACCACGGGGCAGCCUCCACCUGUUUCUUCCUUGGCAGGUCCAGCUCCCUGAUGGCCGUGGACUCAUCUACAGGGGAGACCUUGUGGAGCUCUGAGACCUUCGUGGGCAAGAACGCCUCCUCACUGAACACACUGCUGCGGGUGCCCGACAUGAAUGCUGACGGCUCCCCAGACCUGCUGCUGCUCACCGCAAGAGGGGAACCGAGGUCCAAGGCUAUGUCUACUCCAGCAGCACCGGGCAGCAGAUCGGGGCCCCCAGGCAACCUGAGUGUGGACGGCGUGCGAGCGGCGUCCCCCUGCACAGUCUCCAGGGCCAGGGGCUGGGGAGGGGCCAGGGCACCUGCAGACCCUGACAGGAGCCCUGUCGAGCAGGAGGGUCCCCUGUGCGGCUUCUCCAUGAAGGCCCAGGCCGAGGAAGCGACCAGUACGGACACGAGCCCACUAAGGAGGGACCCGCAGUGGGAGGCUGGUGCUCAACACCAGUGCCCAGGCGCUGCGCAGCACAGGGGAGGGAAAGGCUUCAAGCCCUGUUCUUCCCAUCCGCUGUCCCUCAGUGCUGGGACCAUUCGCUACCUGGUGAAGGCACCAAGCUUGGAUGAAGAUCUGCUCCUCGUGGGCUCAGAGGCCUGUGUGCUGCUGAGUGGGCCCGAGCUGGAACAGUGGACCAUCCACAUCACCCAGGUCCUUAGGAGACCCAUCUUCGGCCGCUACAAGCCAGACACCUGGGCUGUGGUCCUUGAGAAUGGCACCAACACUGACAGACAGUGUGAUGCUAUCCUGCUUCUGGACCUCAGUUCUGGAGCUGUCCUGUGGAGCCACCUGCUUCCCUGCUCCCGACGAGACCCACACUCAGCCAGCCUGAUGACCGCAGACCACAGAUCUGUCUUCUUCUUCUGGGGCCUUCACCAGCCUGCUGGCACCAAUGAGACGGUACUGGUGGAGAGGCUCUCAGGGUCCAGCCUGAGGACACAGGCCCAGACUGCCAGCCUGCUAGCAGCCGUGGGGCCGGGGGAAGAUGCAGGGAAGGGCAGACACCCACACCCAACCAGAGCGGCUCAGCGGUGGGGCUGGGAGAGGGGUGCAAACUGGAGUGGGCACCCAGUGGCUCAUGAGGAGCCCCAGAUAGCGCAGAGGUCCGCAGAGGCCCGACACUGCCUGUACAUGUUCCACCCACCUGCCAGUGUCUUGCUGGCCCUGGUCAACAUCUCCGACAACAUCAUCGCCUUUCGUGCGGUCCUGCUGGAGCCCAGUCGUCAUGCAGCCUUUGUGGUCCUGACGGGCCCCACCAGCCCAGAGGUGCCAGUGGUCUCCGUGACCAAGUAUGAGGUCCGGGCCCUGGUUCCUCUAGCAAGGUGGUCCACUGGCGAGGGCGGGCAGGACAGCGAUCAGGUCAUCCAGGACCGGUUUUCCCGCCUGCGCUACUGGACCGAGAGCUAGACCAGUGCACUGCUGCGGAAUUAAACGUGGAAACUGCCUCCACCGUCUCCUGCUGACUCUUGCUUGACUGGUGCCUGCCUGUGGGUCCCUCCUGAGGGCGAGGGCCUCUCCCUCCACUGCUGCCUUUGGUUCUUCACCAGGCUGUGCUGGACUCUGCUCCUCCAGCUGCCCACCUCCCACUCAGCCUCCGAAAACGCCCUUGCAUCCCUUU